UUUUCCACAUCUCGAUCAGUCAACUUGUUUUCUUACAGUGACCGUGUCAGUUCAAUAAUUAGUGCUUUGUGAAGCUUCAGUUCUUUUCUCACAUUGUAUUAACUACUCGAUAAAAAAUGGAAAAUAAUCGUAUAAGAGAUAGUGAACAUAAAGCUCCGCUUUACGGCGCUCGCCAUGUACAGUGUACUCUGAUAUUUCUGGGACUGUCUGUUGCAGUAAUACAGCGUGUAAAUCUCUUGGUGGCGAUCGUGGCAAUGACGGAUAAGAAUUCGACAAACCUCGAUUUUGAAGUGAGAAAAUAACAGAAUCUCCGCAGGAAUACGAAUGGUCAGAGCAGACAAAAUCUUACCUGCUGAGCAGUUUUUAUUGGGGUUAUUUCGUUACACAAAUACCGGGCAGUCAGUUGGCGCAUAGAUUUGGUGGUAAAAUAACACUUCUCUGCAGUGUAACUUUGAGUACAAUUUUGGCUUUACUCACACCGCUGAGCGUGUGUUUGGGCGACUGGAAGCUGCUCUGUGCGCUACGAGUGUGUCAAGGUCUUAUACAGGGCACCAUCUAUCCAUCAAUAUGUACGCUACUCUCGACAUGGGCGCCAUCUAAGGAGCGCGGUUCAAUUGGUAAUUUUUGUUACGCUGGUGUGCCUUUUGGUAGCUCAGUGAUUAUGUUGGUUAGUGGUUGGAUUGCCAUAUUUUCUUUGGGUUGGCCGGGUAUAUUUUAUUUCUCCGGCUUACUCAGCAUUAUUUGGGGUUUGAUUUGGUACUUGAUAGGCGCCAGCGAGUGCAAAUGGAUGAGUGAAGAGGAGCGUAUGUUCAUUGAAGCCACACUGGUAACAUCGGCUACCACCAAAUCAUGAGCAUGAGCAUGCUCCCACAAAAACACCUUGGUUAAAGAUAUUCACAUCUGUGCCUUUUUGCGUGCUAUUGGUGGCACAGUGCUCUUUCAAUUGGGGUUUUGUGACAAUACAAAUGGAAAUACCUGCGUAUAUGAAAAGCGUACUGGGACAGGAUAUCGAGAGCAAUGCACUCAUGUCUUCCGCACCUUAUUUGGCCAAUAUGUUAUUGACAUUUGUAUUUUGCCUUUUAGCCAAUUUUCUGAUUAAGCGUAGCUACACGAAUGUCAAUGCCAAUCGUAAGCUGUUCAGCACUAUAUACAUCGCCAGUGGCAUGUAUUUCAUUGGCAAUUUAGUGUUCAUCUUGUUUGGUGAGACGAAAAUCCAAGCCUGGAACUCAGUGGAACGAGCGCCACCACAUUCUGUUCGCGAUCAUCAAAAUUAAGAAUGAUAAAGUCUGAAUUUUUCCCAUAUUUUACUUAUAUAAUAUGGGCAGUAUUUGUAAAUUCUCGUUAUAUGUUGUAAAUAGUAAUAGAUGUUGUAAUUGUAAAUAGAUAAAGUGUUAUUUCGCUAAAGAUAAACAUCAGUAGUACUUUAGUUUAUUAGAGGAUACGGUAGGUCCGAAUGUAUAUUGAAAAAAAAUUUACAUAUCAGGAGUAGUAACUCAACUAAUUUCAACCGCUGUAUUUUUAUGCGCCGCACUAUAUCUAAAUCGCCGAAGAGCUCAUACAGCUCGUCAUUCCAACGAAUCCCGCAGUCGUCUACGCGUAGCGGGCCAUAAAUCAUUCGGAGGACGAUCCUAAGGAGGUCUCUUCUUUAUCGGUCCAUGCUUCCGCGCCAUACAUCAGAACGGGUAUGUUGAGUGACUUAGAGAGCGUUACUUUGGUUUUGCGAGAGAGGACUCUGCUUUUCCAUUGCCUACAGUGUCCGUGAUAGCACCUUUUGGCAAGAGUGAUCCUCCAAUUGAUUUCGUGUCUGUCGUCGUUGUUUGAGUUUAUGGUGGAACCUAGAUAAACGAAGUGUUAACUGAAGAAGAAGUUAUUCGAAACAUAGCUAAAUAUGAAAAAUUCAAAGUUAUGGAAGACGUUUGUUUAAGAACUGUUAAUAUAAAACAUAAUUGUGUGACUAUUAUGGGUGUCUUAAAAUAUACUUUCUUAAUUAUCUGCAAUCAUAUCAUAAACAAAAGUAUACCAAAGAAUUCGUUUAGUACUCUCAUUUCAUUAAAUUAUUAUUAUAUGACAAAUUGUAAAAUCGUUCCUACAGAAGUUAGAUAGAAAGGCAAUGAAAUUAGCAGAAGGUACACAACUUAAAAAAAAAAGCUUAUACUAUUAGAUGUUUUCCACAUCUCGAUCAGUCAACACAAUUUUAAGUGCUUCGUGUAGUUUCAUUUCUUUUCUAACGGUGUGCCAACAACUCGAUAAAAAUGGAAAAUACAGAGAUAGGUGAUAAUGAAUAUAAAUCACCGCUCUUCGGCGCUCGACAUGUACAGUGUAUUCUAAUAUUCCUGGGACUGUCCGCUGCGUACAUACAGAGAGUAAAUCUCUCCGUAGCAAUAGUAGCAAUGAUGGAUAGGAAUUCGACAAAUCCCGACUUUGAGGAAUACCAAUGGUCUGAAGAGACCAAAUCUUACCUCCUCAGCAGUUUCUUUUGGGGCUAUUGCAUAACACAAAUACCGGGCAGCCAGUUGGCGCACCGAUUUGGUGGUAAAAUAACACUUCUCUGCAGUGUAACUUUGAGUGCAAUUUUGGCUUUACUCACACCGUUGAGCGUGUGUUUGGGCGACUGGAUGUUGUUUUGUGCGCUACGUUUUUGUCAAGGUCUCACACAGGGUAGCACAUACCCAUCGAUACAUACGUUGCUCUCGAAAUGGGCACCAGUCGAGGAACGCGGCACACUUUGUACGUUUUGCUACACUGGCGUGUACUUUGGUACCUUAGUGAGCAUGUUGGUCAACAGUUGGAUUGCCAUAUCCCCCUUGGGUUGGCCAGGUAUAUUUUAUUUCUCCGGCUUAUUCAGCUUAAUUUGGGGUUUGAGUUGGUACUUGGUUGGCGCAAACGCACCCAGCGAGUGUAAAUGGAUGAGUGAAGAGGAGCGUAUAUUCAUUGAAGCCACACUGGUAACAUCAGCUAAACGGGAGCUUGAGCAAGAGCAUGCUCCCACAAAAACACCUUGGUUGAAGAUACUCACAUCGCUGCCUUUCUGGGUGCUAUUGGUGGCACAGUGCACCACCUGUUGGGGAUUUAUUAUAAUAAUGACAGGAAUACCUUUGUACAUGAAAGGCAUACUGGGACAGGAUAUUAAGAGCAAUACACUUAUGUCUUCCGCACCUUAUCUGUCUUGUAUAUUCUUGACAUUUGUAGUUUGUGGUUUAGCGAAUUUUCUAAAUAAACGUGGCUAUACGAGCGUCAAUACCAGUCGUAAGUUGCUCAACACUAUCGGUUUAUGGGUGCCCGUAGUGCCGAUCAUAUUACUCGGUUAUAUGCGCUCCGAUCAGAGUGAAUUGGCACUGGCAUUGCUUAUUAUUGCUGUUGGUAUGAGUGCCGCCUGCAAUUUGGGGUUUCUUACCAAUCAUAUUGAUUUAUCACCCAAUUUUGCUGGUAUCCUCUUGGGCAUAGCGAAUUUUUUAACGGGUAUUAUAAACUUUUUAGCAACUCUAACGGUGGGUUUCAUCAUCACAGACGAGAAAAAUGUACAUCAGUGGCGUAUCGUCUUUUACAUUACCGGCGGCAUGUACUUCUUUGGAAAUUUAUUGUUCAUCCUGUUUGGCCAGACCAAAAUCCAAGCCUGGAACUCAGUAAGGCGAUCACCAUAUGCGAUGCGCAAUUAUCAGAGUGAAGAAUGAAACACUAUACACUAUUUUUAUACAUUCACAAUAUGUUGCGCUGUUUUAAUUUGGUUAGAGACAUUAUGCAAUAUACGCCCGAACUAUGUACACA
Messenger RNA from Zeugodacus cucurbitae (melon fly), 3765 nucleotides. Its product is annotated as sialin-like. NCBI's taxonomy places the organism in Eukaryota, Metazoa, Arthropoda, Insecta, Diptera, Tephritidae. Gene Ontology annotation, cellular component: plasma membrane. Gene Ontology annotation, molecular function: transmembrane transporter activity. Gene Ontology annotation, biological process: transmembrane transport; monoatomic anion transport. The coding region runs from base 2253 to 3671 and encodes 472 amino acids. The record is from RefSeq and is a predicted model, not a curated record. The transcript is spliced from 5 exons.